Salvelinus namaycush (lake trout) is the source of this 2368-nucleotide messenger RNA. It is a transcript of the gene gpr34b, whose product is annotated as G protein-coupled receptor 34b. Gene Ontology annotation, molecular function: G protein-coupled purinergic nucleotide receptor activity. Bases 442 to 1605 code for a protein of 387 amino acids. The transcript has 3 exons. Gene Ontology annotation, cellular component: membrane. Lineage: Eukaryota; Metazoa; Chordata; Actinopteri; Salmoniformes; Salmonidae. The record is from RefSeq and is a predicted model, not a curated record. Gene Ontology annotation, biological process: G protein-coupled receptor signaling pathway.
CCGAGAGUAGAUCACAGCUGAAGGGAAUGCAGAGAAGGAGAGGAAAGAGAGAGAAAGUGAGAGAAGAGGGGAGAGAGAGCUUUUACGACCUGUUAGUCACAGUUCUCCAGAGAAUAGUUGAAGUCGUAGAAAGGCAGAUACUGAGAAUCUAGAGACCUGGAACCUUCAUCUACAGGCAUCUAUUUAGGGCAGCUCCAACUUUCUAUGAAACGGGGAGAAAAGCUGGAGCAAAACAGACUGGAUUAAGAAAAUACAAUUUAUGCUAAAACAGAACUACAAAUCUGAGAGACAAAGAGAAUGAAAGAGAGGGAGAGAGAAAGAAAAAAUGAGAGUUUUUAUUCUCUUUUGCCACACAAGCACAUUCACAAAGAGUGAAGAGAAACAACAUCUCCAAUGGUCACAAUUCACAGGGACUAAGGAUUGAAGAGGGAAACCGAUGCUAUGACAACCAACUUCCCUGCCAACGUCACAUUCUUUCCCUUUCCCAAGUCCUCCCACUCACUCAUCGCCACGGAGACUACCUUCAAGAACCUCUUGACCGCCACAACCCCUGACCCCAGGGAACACUGUCAACUUGACGGCAGCUCCCUCCAGAUCCCUCUAGCAGUCCUCUACUCUGUCAUAUUCGUCUUGGGCCUGGCCGGCAACGUACUGGCUCUCUGGGUCUUUCUAUACGUCCACUCCAAGAAGAACUCUGUCCGAGUGUUCCUCAUCAACAUAGCGUUAGCCGACUUGCUACUGGUCAUCUGUCUCCCAUUCAGAGUCCUCUACCACAGUAAAGGGAACCACUGGGACAUGGGCCCCAUCCUCUGUAAGGUCGUGGGAAACCUCUUUUAUAUGAACAUGUAUAUCAGUAUCACCUUAUUAGGGUUGAUCAGUGUGGAUCGCUAUCUGAAGAUCCAGCGUAGCGCAGGGGGGCAGUAUCGCCUCCAGGCCACCAGAUGGAGCUCCACCGUCUGUGGGACCAUCUGGAUCCUGGCCCUCGCCUCCGUCAUGCCCAUGAUCCUCCUCUCUGAGGGCAACGAGGAGUCGAACAAGUGUUUCCAGUAUAAACUGCGAAAGAAUGCGCAGGGAAAGGCCUAUUUCAACCUCUUCCUGGUUGCUGUGUUCUGGUUUGUGUUUGUCUGCCUUGUGGUGUCUUAUGGGAAAAUUGCACUCAAGCUGCUGAGGGCGUCGAGAGAUAAACCGGACCUCCCCAACGCGACCCGCUACAACCGUACUGCCAGGAAGUCCUUCUUCGUCCUCUUUCUGUUUACCAUCUGCUUCGUCCCCUAUCACAUGGUCCGGGUGUUCUACGUCGUCUCCCAGAUCAGCGAAACUUCCUGCUUCUGGAGGGGUGUGGUAGACCAAGCCAACGAAGUGGUGUUGCUACUCUCUGCCCUCAACAGUUGCCUAGACCCCGUGAUGUACUUCCUGUUGUCGGAGUCCGUGAGGAAAGAGACACUCCGAUUGGUCAAUAACAUGUUCCGACGGAGUGACUCGGGUGGCAGUGGGAGUGGCUCCAGUGUGGAUUGUGGGAGAAGCCUUGAGGAGCAGCCAACCGCUAGUUUCAUCAGUAAUCUGAGGAGAAAAAUAACUGUCCAGCCCUCCCUCCUUCAGAUAUAAAUAAGAUGAAGUUGUCACUAGACACUGAUCCGAGGUCAGUUUUGGACUUUGUUGGGCCACAAAAUAGCAGCAAAGUCCAUCCUCCUUCAGGUAUCAGAACCAGCAAGCAUAAGCCAUUUUGUGCCAAGAACAACUUGAAGAGGGACAGACUGGGAGAGCAUGAACACGACUCCAUGGAAUUGGGGCAUUAACUAUUAAGAGUUUUAUAUCAUAAAGGAAGCAUUAGCAUCCAGUCAGAUGACAGUUUUUGCAGGGGAUAUGUCAUGUUAAUUAAAGGACUGCACAGACAUUGAGAGGACCAUACAGACACCACAGUGAUAUUACUGAGAGCAUAAUGGGACUUAUAUAAAUGAGGAAAUUGAAUCACUUGGUCAUGACAUGCUGGUGGAAAACAACAAAGACAAUACACAAUCUCACUUAUAAAAGCCAUGAAGGCAUGCUAUGCUAAAAUAAAACUGUGAUGACAAAACAUAAAAUAUUACUAUUCAUUGUGAAUAGGCUACUGGAUGGUUGUUGAGUGGUUUUGUAACAGCUUUUUGCCUGUUUCAAUGUUUCAUAUAUUGCCUGUAACAGAGACAUUAGAAACUAUAUUGAAUAAUUAACAUGAAAAAAUGAAUAAAUUGAACAAUGUAAUGAAAAUGGCAUUGUUGUUAUACUACUGGUAUACUGUACAUAUUGCAACAUUGGGCCUUGGUUGGCCCUCAGUAAAAACCAAAGCAUCGAUUUGUCAUAUACUCAUAUGAAUGGAUUUAUAAAGACUUGU